Brassica rapa (field mustard) is the source of this 911-nucleotide messenger RNA. RefSeq names its product V-type proton ATPase subunit c''2. NCBI's taxonomy places the organism in Eukaryota, Viridiplantae, Streptophyta, Magnoliopsida, Brassicales, Brassicaceae. The record is from RefSeq and is a predicted model, not a curated record. Gene Ontology annotation, biological process: proton transmembrane transport. Gene Ontology annotation, molecular function: proton-transporting ATPase activity, rotational mechanism. Gene Ontology annotation, cellular component: proton-transporting V-type ATPase, V0 domain.
GCAUCCGCGAGCGCGUGGUUUUCAAUUCCUCAAUCAUCUUCAGAUCACAGCCCCUGAAUAAUUUCUCUCCUCCAAGAGAGACCAGAGAAACAGAUCGUAUCAUCGCAAUAAGCGAGAGAGAACUAGAGAGAGAGAGAGAUAGAAUGUCUGGAAUGGUAGAUGCGAGCUCGUGGGGCGCAGCGUUGGUAAGGAUCUCGCCGUACACAUUCUCGGCAAUCGGAAUCGCCAUCUCGAUCGGCGUCUCUGUCCUCGGCGCCGCCUGGGGGAUUUACAUCACCGGGAGUAGUUUGAUCGGUGCGGCCAUUGAAGCUCCUCGUAUCACUUCCAAGAAUCUCAUCAGUGUAAUCUUUUGCGAAGCUGUAGCUAUAUAUGGCGUCAUUGUUGCAAUCAUUCUGCAAACGAAGUUGGAGAGUGUCCCGUCUUCAAAGAUGUAUGACGCUGAGUCUCUUAGAGCUGGAUAUGCAAUCUUCGCGUCUGGAAUCAUAGUUGGAUUCGCCAACCUUGUAUGCGGGUUAUGUGUAGGGAUCAUUGGAAGCAGUUGCGCAUUGUCAGAUGCUCAGAACUCCACACUCUUUGUGAAGAUUCUUGUGAUUGAGAUCUUCGGAAGCGCUCUUGGUUUGUUUGGAGUUAUUGUGGGGAUCAUUAUGUCCGCACAAGCAACAUGGCCGACCAAAUAGACACAACCCAUCCAGUCUGCAACUCUGGAAAAAAGAUUGUUUCUUGAUUAUCUUCAUUGUUAUAUGGGAUACUCUCAUGUCUAGAAGAAAACCCAGUGUGAGAACUGAAAACCUCUUUUGUAUCCCUGAUUUUUUUUUGUUUUUGUAUUUUUUUAAAAACCUUUGGAAUAAGCCACUUUGGAGAACAUCUUCUUGUUUGUAUUCUCUUUUAAUCAAAGACGAGAGUUUGUAUAA